CACAUCUGGAGGUUUGGUAUGUUUUUGAUAGUUUUCUCAAGUGGUGCAAGCUGGGAGGCAAACCCUAGCCGCUCAUCUAGGUCAGGACACAAGCUGUGAUCUGGACUCUACUAACUUUCCCCUCUUUCUACUGUUUAUUUAAUCAGAAUUUCAACUUAAUCAAAGAAUAUGAUGUCAGGUUGGUGCCAUUGCAGAGCUGAAGGGUUUUUGGCAUGUCAAUAUGUUCGCAGCUCAUUAGGGCACCUGCCGGGCACUCAUAACAGCCUCUAGGUAUCAGUUUACAGGCUGAAUCAACACCAGAUUGUUCAGGCCGGCAAACUGACCCAAAAUUGCAGGUCCCAUCAGCAGGAAUAAUCCACCAGGCAAGAAUAUGCAGCUAGUUGUCAAGGAGUGUGGGAAUAUCCUAUCAUCUUGGGCAAAUACAGCAGUACAGGAGGUCUACACAUGCCAUCUAACCUGAACCGAUUCUGGACAAUGGACUUAGGAUUUUAAUUCAGAAAGUAUUAGGACAAUAAUGAACCUUAGGAGCUGGUUCUUGAACAUUAGGACAAUAAUGUACUUGAACACAACCAUAGGUGUGGUUUCUUCUGAAACUUCUGCUGCAUAGAGAGUCAUGGAGGUGGACGAAUUGGCAACAACACCUGAGGGUUUCAUGCCUGAGGUCUACCGAUCUAAUCAUGUAAAGCCGUCAACACAUCCAAGUUGAUUGCCCUUAUACACAGUCAUAUAAGUCUACCAUAUGGGUCGUUUCUGUAAGCCUCCUAUUUGAUCCAGACCUCAAGGUUAUUUCAAUCAUUUCAAUAAGCAGUUCACUGUAUUUAAUCUUUGCUAUAUAUCGUUUUGUGAAAUAAACUUCAGUUUGGAAUCCGGAUAAUAAUAUUCAUACAACUGUGCAGCCUGGUGUUGAAUUGUUUGUCUGAGGUCUGAUGAUUAUUUGUGAAUGCAGAGCUAAAUCUGGGUUGGUCAAAUUCAUUAACCCUAGGGAUAUUGAGGAAUCAGUAUAUAAAAAUCAACAACAGAUCAUAUAUCUAGAAAUUCUCUAUUUUUUCAGGGCAGCAAACUGACCCAAAAUUGCAGACCCCAUCAGCAGGAAUAAUUCACCAGGCAAGAAUCUGCAGCUAGUUGUCAAGGAGUGUGGGAAUAUUCUAUUAUUUUGGGCAAAUACAGCAGUCCGGGAGGUCUACAUUACAUGCCAUUUAACCUGAACCGGUUCUGGACAAUGGACUUAGGAUUUUAGUUCAGAAAGUAUUAGGACAAUUAUGAACCUUUGGAGCUGGUACUUGAACACAACCAUAGGUGUGGCUUCUUCUGAAACUUCUGCUGCAUAGGGAGUCAUAGAGGUGGACAAAUGGGCAACAACACAUGAGGGUUUCAUGCCUGAGGACUACUGAUCUAUCCAUGUAAAGACGUCAACACAUCCAAGUUGAUCGCCCUCAUACAGAGUCAUAAAAGUCUCCCAUAUGGGUCGUUGCUGUAAACCUCCUAUUUGAUCCAGACCUCAAGGUUAUUUCAAUCAUUUGAACAAGCAGUUCACUGUAUUUAAUCUUUGCUAUGCAGCCUGGUUUUGAAUUGUUUGUCUGAGGUCUGAUGAUUAUUUGUGAAUACUGAACUAAAUCUGGUUUGGUCAAAUUCAUUAACCCCAGGGAUAUUGAGGAAUCAGUAUACUAAAAUUAACGACAGAUCAUACAUCUAGAAAUUCUCUAUUUUUUCAGGGCAGCAAACACCUGGGAGUUUCAUGCCUGAGGACUACUGAUCUAUUCAUGUAAAGAUGUCAACACGUCCAAGUUGAUCGCCCUCACACACAGUCAUAAAAGUCUCUCAUAUGGGUCGUUGCUGUAAACCUACUAUUUGAUCCAGACCUCAAGGUUAUUUCAAUCAUUUGAACAAGCAGUUCACUGAAUUUAAUCUUUGCUAUAUAUCAUUUUGUGAAAUAAACUUCAGUUUGGAUAAUAAUAUUCAUACAACUGUACAGCCUGGUUUUGAAUUGUUUGUCUGAGGUCUGAUGACUAUUUAUGAAUACUGAACUAAAUCUGGUUUGGUCAAAUUCAUGAACCCUAGGGAUAUUGAGGAAUCAGUAUACUAAAAUUAACAACAGAUCAUAUAUCUGGAAAUUCUCUAUUUUUUCUCAGUAUAAUUGCUGGUUAACCAGAAAUCCUAGUUCCUAGAGAAGAGGACAUAGCAGUGGUAUCAGAGCCAUCUUUCCUGUCAGCCUGUGGGGUUGUGUGUGAUGUACCUUCAUGCAAAAAAGUGACUAGGAAAUUGGGUACCGGCGAAGGGAAAAGAAAAAGAAGAAGCCAUGGGUGAUAGAAAUGAGGAAAUCAAUCUCCAGGAAUCAUGAGUAAUCGGGGUAAAGAGGCAAACUUUCAGUCCUCCAUGAGAGAGUCCAUGGCUGAAAUAGUUUGGAUCUUGAGGGAAAUGAAUCAUCUAUCGGAAAUAUGGAAGAAGGGAGCAAUUCAACCAAUGACAGGGUCUUGAUCAACCUUUCCACAAAGACAUACCAGGCCAAAUUUUUGCAAAAGGAAGAAGGUCUAAUUGAGGAGGAGCAACAAUAACCACUUAGCCCAAAAGAUGAAAUGGCAAGGUAUCAUGAAGAGUAUAAUGCUUUGAAUCAAGCAAUUCAUAGUGAUUUAUCCUUUGAUGAGUUCUAUGAAUUAAAGAUGAACAGGAGCCCAAGAAGAGGAAGAAGAAGAGAGUUGGUGAAGAAAGAGAGAAGGUUAGAAUCAAAAUGAAAAGAAGUUGCUAAGAGGGAGAUUCAUGAGCAUGAGUCCAAGAACUCUAAAGAAUAGUAAUAAAUAGAGUGACAGAUUGAUGAAGUUAAGGUGGAAAAAGCAUUGCUUUUUGAGCACGAAGAGGCCAAGAUAAAAACAUGCACUCCAAUCCACAAACUACCAAUUGAUCUACAAGAAGAGGGAAACUAAAAUGGAUUGUAAUUGUCCUGAUGAAAAUGCAUCGAUGAUGGAGGAAUCUCAAACCACAGAAGUCAUUCUAGUGCGCCAUGGAGAGACAACAUGGAAUUUUGGUGGGAUACUUCAGGGGCAGUUAGAGUCAGAAUUGGAUGAGCUUGGAUGGAGACAGGCAAAAGCAGUUGCUGAGAGAUUAGCCAAAGAACCAAAGAUCUCAGCACUUCAUUCCUCUGAUUUGAAACGUGCAUUGGACACUGCAACAACCAUAGCUGAGAAAUGUAGUUUACAGGUAAUUAAAAAUUCAGCAUGGAGAGAGAGACAUUUGGGAAAGCUUCAAGGUCUGUCUAGGCGUGAAGCACCAGUUUUGGAGCCAACAGCUUUUCAGGCUUUUACUUCACAUGAGGAGGAUCAAACAAUUCCUGGUGGAGGAGAGAGCUUAAACGAAUUCUAUGAUCGUACAACAUCUGCUUUGGAGGAAAUUGGCAAAAACCAUAGAGGUGAAAGAGUGGUGGUUGUUACUCAUGGAGGUGUCAUCCGAAUGUUAUUGAAUUUUGCAGCAGGAAAAUCUACUCCUGGAAUAAUUUCCAAUGCAUCAAUUAAUGUCAUCCGUAAACAUGAGAAUGGCGCUUGGUUUGUGCAUUCCUGGGGAGACAAAACACACUUGAACGGAGUGGGUGUUCUAAACUCUGGAUUUGGGGGUGAUAGGGAGUCCGGAUAAUUUUGAUGUGCUUAGCCUACAGAUAUUAUUUGUUAGUUUGUUUCCCAAGUGCUAUGUGGGAUACACAUUCUAUAUUCUAGAGUUACGAUAGGAUGAAUAAUUUAAUGGCUAACAGUGUGAUGCAUCUUCCUUUCAGAGUUUUGGUGAAUCAUUGUCCAUACUGAUUGGUUUCCCAUGUUAGCUACACAUGGGAAAAUAUGGUUAUUUUCUACCCAUUAAACAUGUAUAAUUAUGAUGCCUUGUGUGGAUAUGUUCAACUACGCAUUUAGGGUGUUGAUCAACAACUGUUGAUUGCUCUGGGUGGUAUCGGAUGCAACAAUUUAGAUGCCAUUUCACAUGCAGUUAAUCUUUUAUCAUGAAAACAUUCAUACUAAUAUGAAAAGCGUAUUUUGAAACAUAAUACAAUCAACGCAUUGAAAGAAAACUGUGUUACUUUAAAAACUCUGAGUGCACAGUAUUACCAUUUAUCACUGUUUUGUGGAAGCUUAUUAUCAUUUUAUCACUGAUAAUGCAAAAAACAUGAAUAUGAAUUUUGAUUUAUUAUCGUA
Molecule: messenger RNA, 4169 nt
Organism: Cryptomeria japonica (Japanese cedar)
Lineage: Eukaryota; Viridiplantae; Streptophyta; Pinopsida; Cupressales; Cupressaceae
Product: phosphoglycerate mutase-like protein 4
Exons: 7
Coding region: 2920-3621 (233 amino acids)
Cellular component (GO): cytosol; cytoplasm
Molecular function (GO): phosphatase activity
Source: RefSeq, a predicted model, not a curated record